GCUCCUGCCAGUGCCUACAUACACGUUCUCAUCCUCAUCUCGCCGCUGACACACCGAGACGGCGUCCAUUAGAUCCGCCAUGUACAAAGUCCUUCGCAGCAGGCCGCUGGCCUCCGGUCUGCGGAGAUGCGCCGAAACCCCCAUCAGGACGGCGAUUGCGCAACAGCAGCGGCGAAAUCUGAGCAUCCACGAGUACCUGUCCGCCGAUCUGUUGAGACAGUACGGAGUUGGUGUUCCGCCCGGCAAGGUUGCGAAGACACCGGAGGAAGCAGAGGCUGUUGCGAAGCAAUUGAAGGAGGAUGACUUGGUCAUGAAGGCCCAGGUUCUCGCCGGAGGUCGAGGCAAGGGACAUUUCGACCACGGCUUCAAGGGCGGUGUUAGGGUCAUCUACUCACCAGCCGAAGCUCGCGCUCUCGCCAAAGAGAUGAUUGGGCACAAGCUUAUCACCAAGCAAACCGGCGCCGCCGGCCGCCCUUGCAACGCCGUCUACAUUGUCGAGCGCAAGUUCGCCCGCCGCGAAUUCUACUUGGCCAUCCUCAUGGACCGCCAGCGUCAGGGUCCCGUUAUCGUCGCCUCCUCCCAGGGUGGUAUGGAUAUUGAAGAAGUCGCCAAGACCAACCCUGCUGCCAUCAAAACGUACCCCAUCGACAUCCACACUGGUGUGACGGACGAGCUGGCCAAACAGGUCGUGACGGAGCUUGGGUUCAGCGAGCAAUGCGUCGAUACGGCCGCUGGCGAGAUCAAGAAGCUGUACAAGCUGUUCAACGAGAAAGAUGCGACGCAGAUCGAGAUCAAUCCUUGGAGCGAGACAACGGACCACGAGGUCCUCUGCAUGGAUGCUAAGCUCAACUUCGAUGACAACGCUGAUUUCCGCCAGAAGGAGGUCUUCGCCAUGCGCGACACGACCCAGGAGGACCCAGACGAGGUGAAGGCCGCCGAGUACGGACUCAAUUUCAUCAAGCUCGACGGUGACAUUGGAUGUCUCGUCAACGGCGCCGGUCUGGCCAUGGCAACCAUGGACAUCAUCAAGCUUAAUGGUGGGCAGCCAGCAAACUUCCUCGACGUCGGCGGUGGAGCUACGCCAGCUGCUAUCCAGAACGCCUUUGAUCUCAUCACAAGCGACCCUAAGGUGACGGCCAUCUUCGUGAACAUAUUUGGCGGUAUCGUGCGCUGCGACCACAUCGCUAUGGGUCUCGUCAACGUUGUACAAAAGAUGAACUUGAGGACACCAAUCGUCGCCAGACUGCAAGGUACCAACAUGGAGCAGGCCGCCAAAAUUGUCAAUGAUUCCGGUCUCAAGAUUUUCGCCAUCGACGACCUCCAGAACGCUGCGGAGAAGUCCGUGCAAUUCUCCAAGCUCGUCAAGAUCGCCCGCGACAUCGACGUCGGUGUCGAGUUCUCGCUCGGUAUCUAAGCACCCAUCUUUGACACACAAACACAACCCCUUCCUCUCCAAUCCUUUCCUCACGCUGGCCCCGCGAAUGAAGAAAAAGAAAAAAAAAUAAAAACAAAGACCUCGCUUACCGUGCACGGUUUCGAGAUACACUUGUGUUGACGCACGGCCGUGAUUUUCUUGUAGGGUCGUAAAAACGAAGGUCCCCCCUUUUUUCUUUCUCCGCGACCUUUGCCUCCCCCACCUAAACAAAACCUCACCCUACGUCCUAUUUUUCACUCCUACCCGUAUACAAUGUCAAGACCGCUGUGUAUCCAGACAUGAGGCAUGUGUCUCUCUCUUGCUCUGUUUGUGCGUAUGUGUGCGUCUGUGUUUUCAUGAAUGAGGAGGAUUAAAGCGAGGAAGUGUGUCUCUGGUUGGUGUUUUUUUUCUCUCUCUCUCUCUGUGGACCAUCUUUGGGGCACGGGGGG
Molecule: messenger RNA, 1863 nt
Organism: Verruconis gallopava
Lineage: Eukaryota; Fungi; Ascomycota; Dothideomycetes; Venturiales; Sympoventuriaceae
Exons: 6
Coding region: 80-1414 (444 amino acids)
Biological process (GO): tricarboxylic acid cycle; succinyl-CoA metabolic process
Cellular component (GO): mitochondrion; succinate-CoA ligase complex
Molecular function (GO): ATP binding; succinate-CoA ligase (ADP-forming) activity; metal ion binding
Source: RefSeq, a predicted model, not a curated record